AUGACUGAAAAGCAUCGUGACUGGCAUGAAAAGCUCCCUUAUGCACUAAUGGCAUAUCGGACUUCUAUCCGAACAUCAACUGGGGCAACACCCUACUCGCUUAUGUAUGGAAUGGAAGCUGUGCUACCUGCCGAGGUCGAAAUCCCUUCACUGCGUAUUCUAAUGGAGACCAAAUUGGAAGAGGCAAAUUGGAUAAAACAGCGUCAUGAACAACUAUCUUUGAUUGAUGAAAAACGGCUUAAUGCUAUUUGUCACGGUCAAUGUUACCAAAAACGCAUGGCCCGGGCCUACAACAAGAAGGUCCAUUUGCGUACAUUUGAUGAAGGCGACAAAGUGCUGAAACGGAUUUUGCCAGUGCAAGAUGAGGCCAAAGGCAAAUUUGCUCCGAAUUGGCAAGGGCUAUUCAUUGUUCAAAAGGGGAAGCGCAUUUUACUGAUACCAGCGAUCUUCAACGCAUAUUCCUGA
This is a messenger RNA of Coffea eugenioides, 465 nucleotides long. RefSeq lists its product as uncharacterized. The transcript has 2 exons. The record is from RefSeq and is a predicted model, not a curated record. Gene Ontology annotation, molecular function: nucleic acid binding. Lineage: Eukaryota; Viridiplantae; Streptophyta; Magnoliopsida; Gentianales; Rubiaceae. Bases 1 to 465 code for a protein of 154 amino acids.